This is a messenger RNA of Plodia interpunctella (Indianmeal moth), 2008 nucleotides long. RefSeq names its product jupiter (gene Jupiter). Lineage: Eukaryota; Metazoa; Arthropoda; Insecta; Lepidoptera; Pyralidae. The record is from RefSeq and is a predicted model, not a curated record. Bases 156 to 845 code for a protein of 229 amino acids. The transcript is spliced from 6 exons.
UAUCCCAACAUACUGGCACGCAAUAUUUAUAACAACAUAGACAUUUAUCACUUAUGACAUAGUCAGUCAGUGUAACAUUAUUUUGUAGUUUUUUUUAUAGUGGAUCUACAAAAUUAACAGUAAAUUAGGAAGUGAUAUAUAGUGCAGUGUUUCCAAUGUCAUCUACACUUAUUUUUGUCGGGUUGCCGGAGGACUCCAAAAGCUCCAUAUCAAAGCUCCCGUCGACCACCACUAGCAGCGACCUGCAAACUGUGGAGCUGGAGGAGCUCAGGGUUCCCAGCAGCUCUGCAGCUAUACGGGUCCCAAAUGCGCCCAAGAGCUGCAUCGCGGAGAUCUUCAGUACGGACAGCGCGGACGGCAGCCCUGUGAAGAAUGGCAACCUGCGCCCGCGCGUCGUCCGCGACACCCCCACCCGUCCCAGGGACACCCACUCCAGGCUCUUCGGACAGGCUGUACAUACCACUGUAGCACCGCUGGUCACGGACACCAUUCGCAGUAACAUCCAGUUCGGCGGUUCGCAGAUAAAUGGCGCCAGUCCAGCUCAUUCGCCGUCGAAGAUGACCAAUGGAAGCCAAGCUUCGUCGACGCCCAGUCGAGGUGAGGCGACCGACGGGGAGAACUCAUCGUACUCCCCGCCGAAGAGGAAUCCGGUGACUGGCGACGGGAUACACCUGCCGCCGCCGCGCCGUCGCCACCCCGCGGCCAGCCUCCGAGAAGGAAAUCCUAUAACCGGUGAUGGAUACAAAUCAUUGAAUGGCCAGAUCAACACAGUGACAUCAGUGAACGGGAGCAGCGGCAGCUUCCACCGCGUGCCGCCAGGGGGCUUCUCCUCCGGACUCUGGUAGACCAUCACCUGGCCCCCACCACACCCCCCCUCGGCGAAAUACCAGCCCAACCGCCGUCUACUAUCCGAAAAACACCCGUACAAUACUCAUAAAUGUACAGCAGAGUAUUGCCGGCAAAAAUGUAUCGAUAAAAACGAGAUUCUAAACUGUAUGUUUCUCAAUACAUUUGCAUCUCACUUACACAGUAUCUGUGUAAGUGAGACAACAAUAAAACUCAGUGGCGACAUCUUAGAAUCUCAUUUCUUUUGAUAAGCAAACAAAUAUGUGCAUUUAUUUCUACCAUUUUCUUUUAUCGACUAAAUUCAAGUAUCGUAGUAACGCACUAUUCGACAAUUUCCAUGAAAAAUUGAAGGGUAUAUGUUGUUAAUAAAUCCUUAGCCUAUCCCACUUAACAGUUUCGAAUAAUUUAGAAUAGAUUAUAGAUAUUUUUGUAAUAGUAAUAUUUCUAUAGCGUAAGAUUCGGUGGUUCUUUGAUAUGCAAGGUUUCAGAGACCUAUCUAUAAGAUCUUGAAAUUGUACUCUUUCACACUUAACGAAUAUAUUAACGCAUUGAUUUUGAGAAUUAGGAGUGAGGAACGUAUCAGCAAUAUACCAAAAUGAUAGUGCCUUGAUCAGAGUGACGUAGGAUCCAUGUUUGGCGUAGGCAAUCGUAUCGUAAGAGAGUGAUUAUAUUGUCUAUAUAUCUCACAGUAUAGAAAUAGUAAUCAUGCGGCACUUGGGCUAAUUGAUACAAUUAAAUUAACAAUUAAUAAUAAUAAUCUAAUAAUAUUUAAGUCCUUUAAUCUCGUUUGUUGAAUUUCAUUAUCGUAUUUUAAAUAGAUGGUUUAUAGAAAUGCAUUUAUUUUGUCUUUUUAUACAUGUUUAUUUUAUUUUUGUUUAUUUUCUACUCGGUUUAGAAAUUAAUGUAAAAAUGAGGAUUUGAAAUUUGGUAGAUUAUCUGUUAACAUAGGUGAAUGAACCAUUAAUUUAGGAUAUGCGUAAAUGGUGAUGCAUCUGUGUUGAUUGAUUGAUUGAUUGAUUGAUUUAACUUUCGUAUAUGAUAGGCAUAUCAUCUUUGUAAAAACGUUUUAAUAUUCUAACAGGAAUCGCAUAAUCUGGCCUAAAUGUAACUAAGUUGUUAAUAGAUAAUAAUCCAUUAUUUCAAAAUAAAGGUUUUUUUAUUA